Fraxinus pennsylvanica is the source of this 1119-nucleotide messenger RNA. The record is from the annotation of a GenBank genome assembly. Lineage: Eukaryota; Viridiplantae; Streptophyta; Magnoliopsida; Lamiales; Oleaceae.
AUGAAGGCGCUUGAUUUAUUCGGUGAAAUGCAGGCAAAUAAUCUCAAGCCUAACAGAGUGACUUUGAUUAGUAUAUUACCAGUUUUUGCUGAGCUAGGCUCAAUAAAGCGUGGGAAAGAGAUUCAUGGGUUUGCUUUUCGACAUGGUUUUGAUUCAGAAUCUCGUUUUUCAACAGCGCUUGUGCACGUUUAUUCUGAGUGCAAGGGAGCAUCGCAGUAUGCUAAGCUUAUUUUUGAUAAGUGCACGAGGAAAGAUGUAGUGAUGUGGAGUGCUAUGAUUGCCGUCUAUUCGCGUAGUAAAGAUUGUGCUAGAGAAGCUAUUAGGUUAUUUGGUGAAAUGCAGAUGGAGGGAAUUCGACCCAACAGUGUUACUAUAUUGGCAAUGAUUUCUACAUGUACUAAUCUUCUAUCACUAAGCGAUGGUCAUGGAAUCCACAGCUACACUUUGAGGUGUGGCUUGAAUUCCAACUUGUUUAUUCAAAAUGCCCUUAUUAAUAUGUAUUCGAAGUGUGGUAGUCUUGAAGAUUCUGUUCAAGUAUUCGAGGAAAUGAGAAUAAGGGAUUCUGUUUCAUGGAGUGCGAUUAUUGGCGCAUAUGGACUUUAUGGUUAUCCAGAGGAAGCUUUGCGACUCUUCUACGAGAUUCAAGGGAGUGGUAUUAAGGCUGAUGCAAUAACAUAUCUUGCAAUUUUAUCCGCCUGCAAUCAUGCUGGUUUUGUAGAAGAGGGACUAAAGCUCUUUGACGAAGCAAUAAAAGACAUAAAUAUAUCUUUAACAAUGGAGCACUAUACAUGCUUUAUUGAUCUCCUGGGAAGGGCAGGAAAAAUCGAUGAUGCAUAUGAUGUCAUAGGCAGAAUGCCAAUGAAAGCAAACUCAAGAAUAUAUAGUUCCUUGAUCUCUGCUUGUAAACUUCAUGGGAGAUUGGAUGUUGCAGGAUUGCUAGCUCAUGAACUUGUUAGAUCAGAACCUGAUAGUGCUGCCAAUCAUGCUUUGCUAAGUAUGGUUUAUGCUGAAUCUGGUAACUGGCUUGGGGUGGAAGAAGUGAGGAGAGAUAUGAAGGAUAGAAAAAUAAGAAAGAACUAUGGCUUUAGCAAAAUUGAGCUAAAAAAAAGGAGUUUGUAA